Letharia columbiana is the source of this 2040-nucleotide messenger RNA. RefSeq lists its product as uncharacterized. NCBI's taxonomy places the organism in Eukaryota, Fungi, Ascomycota, Lecanoromycetes, Lecanorales, Parmeliaceae. The record is from RefSeq and is a predicted model, not a curated record. Gene Ontology annotation, biological process: acetyl-CoA biosynthetic process; fatty acid biosynthetic process; tricarboxylic acid cycle. The transcript is spliced from 4 exons. Gene Ontology annotation, cellular component: cytosol. Gene Ontology annotation, molecular function: ATP citrate synthase activity. The coding region runs from base 1 to 2040 and encodes 679 amino acids.
AUGCCCGCCCCAACUACUAACGGUACGCCAAUGGCCAGCACCUCUGCACCUCAAACCAAUGGCACAACCAACGGGACCGGCCCUGCGUCUGCUGGCGCAUCCGCAAACGACAACAUUCGGCGCUUCGCAGCUCCCAGUAGGUCGAUGAGCCCAAGAGCAGAGCACAUGCUCUUCAAUGACAAGACACGAUGCUUCGUCUAUGGUCUACAACCUCGCGCUGUACAGGGAAUGCUGGACUUCGAUUUUAUUUGCAAGCGCAAGACACCUUCAGUUGCUGGUAUCAUCUACACAUUCGGAGGUCAAUUCGUCAGCAAGAUGUAUUGGGGAACUAGCGAGACUCUGCUGCCUGUCUACCAAGAUGUCGAGCAGGCAAUGCUGAAGCACAGAGACGUGGACACUGUGGUUAACUUUGCAUCUUCCCGAAGUGUAUACAGCUCCACGAUGGAAUUGAUGAACUACCCUCAAAUCAAGUCAAUCGCCAUCAUUGCCGAAGGUGUCCCUGAGCGACGUGCCCGUGAGAUCCUCCACGUCGCCAGAAAGAAGGACAUCACGAUAAUUGGUCCUGCCACCGUUGGAGGCAUCAAACCUGGCUCGUACAAGAUCGGAAACACAGGAGGGAUGAUGGAUAACAUUGUCGCGUCGAAACUCUACCGCAAGGGCUCUGUUGGAUACGUCUCAAAGUCUGGAGGCAUGUCCAACGAGCUGAACAACAUCGUAUGCAAUACCACCAAUGGUGUCUACGAAGGUGUCGCCAUUGGAGGCGACCGCUACCCGGGAACUACCUUCAUCGAUCACAUUCUUCGAUACCAAGCUGACCCUGAGUGCAAGCUUAUCCUCCUACUCGGAGAGGUGGGUGGUGUUGAAGAGUAUCGCGUAAUCGAGGCGGUUAAGAAUGGCACCAUCACAAAGCCUAUCGUGGCAUGGGCUAUCGGUACCUGCGCGAGCAUGUUCAAGACUGAAGUUCAAUUCGGUCACGCUGGUUCGUCUGCCAAUUCUCAGCUGGAGACUGCGGUGUCCAAGAACAAGGCUAUGAAAGACGCUGGGUUCCACGUGCCAGAUACAUUCGAAGAUAUGCCCGACCUCCUCGAGUCCGUCUACCAGACUCUUGUCAAGAAAGGGACGAUUAAGCCACAAGCAGAGCCAGUCCCACCAAAGAUCCCCAUCGACUACUCCUGGGCACAAGAGCUCGGUCUCAUUCGUAAACCAGCUGCCUUCAUUUCAACAAUCUCCGAUGACCGUGGCCAGGAGCUGUUGUAUGCUGGGAUGCCAAUUUCUGACGUCUUCAAAGAGGAAAUCGGUAUUGGUGGUGUGAUGUCCUUGCUUUGGUUCCGUCGUCGUCUUCCAGAAUAUGCUAGCCGAUUCCUUGAGAUGGUCCUCAUGUUGACUGCCGACCACGGUCCAGCUGUAUCAGGAGCUAUGAACACCAUCAUUACCACAAGAGCAGGAAAGGAUCUUAUCAGCGCUUUGGUUUCUGGUCUUCUUACCAUUGGCUCGAGAUUUGGUGGUGCUUUAGAUGGUGCAGCAGAAGAAUUCACCAAGGCCUUCGACAAGGGUCUUAGUCCACGUGACUUCGUCGACACUAUGAGGAAAGAGAACAAGCUAAUUCCCGGUAUCGGCCACAAAGUCAAGUCCCGCAAUAACCCCGAUCUUCGUGUGGAGUUAGUCAAAGAGUUCGUCAAGAAGCGCUUCCCUAGCUGCAAGAUGCUCGACUACGCCAUCGCUGUCGAGACUGUCACUACCUCAAAGAAGGACAAUCUCAUUCUCAACGUCGAUGGCUGCGUCGCAGUCUGCUUUGUUGACCUGAUGCGAAACUGCGGCGCCUUCAGCCCCGAGGAAGCCGAAGACUACCUGAACAUGGGUGUGCUCAACGGAUUGUUCGUGCUUGGUAGGAGUAUUGGUUUGAUUGCGCAUUACCUUGACCAGAAGCGUCUGCGCACCGGUCUGUAUAGACAUCCUUGGGAUGAUAUUACUUACCUGCUACCAAACUUGGCACAAGGCGCUAACCCUGGGAACGAGGGAAGAGUUGAGGUCAGCUUAUAG